Molecule: messenger RNA, 10889 nt
Organism: Astrephomene gubernaculifera
Lineage: Eukaryota; Viridiplantae; Chlorophyta; Chlorophyceae; Chlamydomonadales; Astrephomenaceae
Source: the annotation of a GenBank genome assembly
CUGUAUGACGAAAGAACUAUGUGCCGGGUCUGAGCGAGGCAAGCACGGCUGCCAAAUCUCCUUGAUACUCGACCGAUAGACAGUAGACAAUGUCUUUGCUAGCUGUUCUUAUUGUGGUUCCCUUUUAUACUUAGGACAAGGCACGGUAUUCGCAAGGAGACUAGUGCUUUUUUAAUCGUUAGCAGGCUAAGGCUCCUGGCGCGCAGCAAGCAUACAUGAUGAUGACCGGAAAGAUAAGCAAUGACACGAAACUAUGGAAUUCUACGUGGCGCCGCUGGCUUUUCGGCGUCGUCGUUGUGGCAUGUGUUACCACCCGGUUCGCCGCGUCGGCCCUAACAGGCCUGGCGUUACCUCCUUUGGAUGUGAAUGCCAUGCAAUAUGGUGGAUCUUGGGCGAGCGCGAACAGCCUGGUCUUCACAGACCUCAUGAAGCACUCCACCUUCUUCGGUACGGGUGCUCGAAGCGCCGGCACCAACAGCACCUGGGGCUACCUAAACCCCGCCCUCAUCACAUGGAGGCUGGACGGCUACCCCGCAGGCCUGACCCCACCCAAUCGCACCCAGUGGUGUGUAGUCACCACCAUCGGCCAGGGAGGGGCAUACUACCCCGCAGGCCGCUAUGUCCUGCUGUACGACGGUGAUGGUACGGUGGAACUGGAGGGUGACGCGGCUAGCCCACCCGUGUCCUCGACUGCGGGUCGGCAGGUUGUGGAUGUCACACCCAGCAGCACGGGCCUGCGGGUGCGAAUCACCGCCUCCAACGCCUCCAACCCCGUUCUCAACAUCAGGAUCGUGCCGGCUGCCCUCGAGGCCACGUACGCCACCACCUCCGUGUUCCACCAGGAUUUCCUGGCCAUGCUGCAGGGCAUCCCGCUACUUCGCUUCGCCUCCUGGAUGCGAGCAUCUUGGAACCCCGACAGCUCUCGGAACGCGCCGCGCAAUUGGACCGCUCGUACGACACCCACAUUCAGCUCGCAGGUUCGCGAGUCGGAUGGAGUGGCAGUAGAGCAUUUGGUUCAGUUGGCGAAUACCGUUAACGCAAACAUGUGGAUCAGCCUGCCGCGAGCCGCCAACGACUCGGAUCCGUACACGUACGGCAUGGUGUCGUACAUCGCAGCCAACUUGGCGGUUGGUUUGUCGUUGACGGUUGAGUACGGCACGGACGGCCCCGGUUGGAUCUCGAGUCACCUGCCGACCAACACGAAGCUCAUCAGUGCGAUUGCGAGGCGGGUGUGGGCGGCGGCGGGUCGACCGGCGUCACAGCUGAGGAUUGUGGAGGCGGUCCCGGGGGCCGUUCUCCUGGGAAAUCUCUGGGUCAACUCUGGAUCUGAUCUGUCGUACAUCGAUGCAAUCGCCAUGCCCGCUUCCUUCGGCGGCAGCUCCCACUUUGGUUGGAACUUCGACAACCCCACCGGCUGGUCCUCGGGUUCCUACUUCGCCACGACCAGGAAUCUGACACUGGAAUACGUACUGCAAGUUGUGAGGGCUUCCGUCAUCGCUUCCGAUGUUAUGCACAACAAACAGUUUAAAAUCCUCAAAUCCAAGGGUCUGCCUCUGCUGGGUUAUGCAGCGGGUCCAGACAUGCUCGGGCCGCUGUACGGAUCCCGCGCGAAUCUGGAUCACGUGAUCCAGAACUGCGGCGGUACUUCGGUCACCUGGCCAUGCAACCUCAACACACUGUAUCCGCCCUGGACUUACUCGGGCGGCCCCAGCAGUAUCAGUUGGGCCAAUCAGGCCGAAUACAACGCCACAGUGAACGGCAUACUCGCAACCAACGCCUCCAUUGAAGCAUCUCUGGAAACCGUACUGCGUCAAGUACGACAGCACGACAGUAUGUACGACAUGGUUUUGGAUUCUCUUUGGCGCUGGCAUUACCAGAUGGGAGGCGGCGACAUCGUCAUUGACAUUGCACGAUCCGCCGGCAGUUGUACGUACGCCCCGGGUAUUCGAUCGGGCCGUUACAUGCCGGACGAGUGUGCAACGAACGCAACCGCCGCGGCGGCGCUGAUUGUGGGACGUCCGACCGAUUCGCCGACGUAUAAGGCCCUUCGGACAUGGCUCAAUGCGACGGCGACGGAUGAAGGUGAAGACGAGGCGCCCAAUGUCGGCUCGCUUCCGCGAACAUUGGUCAACGCGACGUUACAGGCGAUUGCGCCGCCGCCGAAGGCCCAAUGCGAUCCUAGCUGCGUGUACGGCGACUGUGUCGACGGCGAGUGCGAGUGCUGGGCCGGUGUCACUGGCGACGCGUGCGAGACCCUUGGGUCGGCGUCGACUCCGUCGGCAUGUAAUCAGGCGGUUGGCGUGGUACUCGAGGGGAUCUCGGAUUGGUCUCGGAGCUGGACGUUUGUCGACGUAUUCAAAUCGUCGCGAGCCUGGAUUCCGCAAUCCUUCGCUUCCGGAUCCGCUUGGAGUACGGGUGCGACAAUCUACUUGAUCAACAGUACGGACGGACCCGGUGGCCGUACGGCAGUCGGUUAUCCGUCGUACUUGGAUACGCUACAAAAGGUGUCAACGUUGGUCGUACGGGAUCUGGAGGGCCACGUGCAAGGGGGCUGGUACACCGUGCUGUACGACGGCAAGGGCCUGCUGGAUUUCUCCAUGUCAGAUGUGAAGGACGUUCAGUUCGUGGAAGCUGGCUAUGUUAGGGUGCGCUUCAGCCCAUCCACGGAUAUGAACAAUGGCAUUCUCGUCGUGUUGGAGCGCACAGACCCCUCCGACCCGCUCCGGAACAUCCGCGUCAUCACUCCUGGCUACGAACAAGCCGCACUUUGGGGCGGCAGCAGCGGUGCUACCGCUGGAGGCAAUCUGACAGCUGCAGCAGCAACAGCGAGCGUGGGCCGGCCCUUCCAUCCGGAGUUCCUGGCCUACCUGCGGCCCUUUGGCCUGCUGCGUUUCAUGGAGUGGAUGCACGCCAACCUGGAGGAGACGAAGCAGCCUGUGGAGUGGGAGGACAGGCCGCGGCUGGAGGACAGGUCCUACGCUGUCGCCCCCGGCGGUGUCCCCCUGGAGCUCAUGAUCAAACUCGCCAACACGCUCGGCGCCGACCCAUGGUUCAACUUGCCCUACGCCGCAUCCGACGACUACAUUGCUCGCUUCGCUGCCGCCGUUCGCGACGGCCUGCGUCCCGACCUGCGUGUGUAUGUGGAAUACAGCAAUGAGUUGUGGCACACGGGGUUCCCCGGCGGGCAGUACGCGCAGAGGAUGGGGCUGGCGAUGAAUCUGACGGAGGAAGGGAGCAAGUGGUACGGUGGCGCAACCAAUGAGGCCCGUUUGUGCUUUGUCGGACAACGUACGGCAAACAUUAGUAAGAUCUGGAAAUCCGUUUGGGGUACCGGCGCCAACGGUAACGCCAGCCGCGUGGUGGUUGUGGUUUCGGCACAAGCAGUCUGGCCCAUUACAAGUUCCAAGCUGCUGUCCUGCGGAGGAGCUGCGUCGUACAUUGACGCCCUCGCGAUCGCUCCGUACUUUGGAUCGUACAACAGCAGCCGGGAUAAGAACUUGACCGUCUUUAUGAAUACCACGCUGCCAUCCCAGAUCAACGACACCCUCAACUACGUGGCUCAGCACGCUGCGAUCGCCGCAAAGUACGGCAAGACUCUGGUGGCGUACGAGGCGGGGCAGGGUAUGAACGGGGACGGGUCCAGCAACGACCUAGCCAUUCAGGCCAAUCGCCACCCCACCAUGGCCUCCCUCUACCGCACCUACCUCCGAGCUCUAGCCGCCGCCAACGUUAGUCGUGUCGUACACUUCUCCAGCAUCGGGGUGUACAGCAAGUACGGCAGCUGGGGCCUGAUGGAGGCGCAGGACUGGGACCGCAGGGACGCGCCCAAGUACCAGGCUGUCAUGGAGUUCAUCAACGCCUCCAAGACCUGUCCGCUGCCCUCGCCGCCCGACCCCAGCACCUGCCCCGGCCACGGCAACGGCUGCAACGACAACGGGGAUUGCCUGCCGGACGGCACCUGCGCCUGCUACAGCGGCUUCAGCGGGCCGGAUUGCGGCACUGUCGCGUAUACGGAUGUCUAUAACUGCGGAUACAGGUGCACGUUCGACCAGGGCUGGUGCAACGUGAGCACCACCUACCGCACCACCCGCACCUGGGGCUGCACCUGCAAGCCGGGGCUGGGCGGGCUGGCGUGCAGCCUGGUGGCCUGCCCCAACAACUGCAGCUGGAACGGCGAGUGCCUGGACCAGGGCGUGUGCUCGUGCUACCCGGGCUACAAGGGGGCCGACUGCAGUCAGGACUGCGGCUGUGGGGGACACGGUCGCUGCGCGGAAGACGGCAGCGGUGGCUGCAUGUGCGAUGUGGGCUGGCGGCGUGCGGCGAAUGGGAGCACCUGCGAGUGGGAUUGCAGCGGCUGCGCGCCAGGCACGACCUGCAUCGGGCCCGGCGAGUGUGGUUGCUCCGAGACCUGCGUGUACGGCACUUGCUUUCACGGCUCCUGCCGUUGCUGGGCCGGUUUUGGAGGCCCUGCUUGCAACAUUAGCGAGGCAGAUGCUGCUGCUGCUGCUGGUAAUGGCGGCGGUAACGGCACGGGAGUGGAUGUGGUCCCCCGGAUGAACCGUGGGUCGCUUGCGGGUAUAAACCUGGCUGGUACGGCAUACUACUCGUCGGAAUGGAUUUGGACGAAUGUGAUGAAGAGUAGCAGCAAGUGGUAUACAAGUAAUGCUGCUGACACGUCGCUUGAGAACAGCUUUGACACGGAAGUGCCUCUGGAUCUGCGUCCCGACGGCUACCCCGCCCGCCUGCCGCCCAACACAUGGGCGCACAAGCUGAUGCUCCGAGACCUGCAGUUUCACGCCUGGCCGGGAAGAUAUGUCGUUCUAUACGACGGAGAUGGACGGCUGGACUUCAACUUUGACAGUCGUGUAGUCAGCAGGUCGAAGAACCGUCUGGAAAUUAUCUUCACGCCAACCGCCGACCUCACCUGUGCCGCCACCUUUACCCCUUACUGUACGGAUAACGGCAUGCACCUGACCCUCAAGGCCACCAACCCCGCGAACCCUGUACGCAACAUCCGUAUCGUGCCGUCGGGCGACGGCGCAGCGGCGUCCGCGGGCGGUGGCGGUGCGGGCGGGGCGUGGGAGGCGCGAGUGGAACGAGCGCCCUUCCACCCUUGGUUCCUGAAGAGCGUUGCCCGCUAUCGGGUCCUUCGUUUCAUGGGCUGGAUGUCAACCAACAACGACGGCGGUUGGGUCAACGCAACCGCCCAAUCCGGCGGCGCCUGGGCCGCUCGUACGACACCAUUGCGCGACAGCCAGGCUCGUACCUUCACCGGCGUUGCUCUGGAGCACAUGAUCCAGCUGUGUAACAUGGUGGGCGCCGACCCAUGGUUCAAUGUGCACCACUUGGCGGAUGAUGUCUUUGUGACAAACAUGGCGACGCUGAUCCGGGAUACCUUGCGACCGGACCUGAAGGUUUACGUGGAGCAUUCGAAUGAGGUCUGGAACUCCCUCUUCUCCCAAAACGCCUACGCCAAGCAACAAGGCCUGGCGCUGAAGCUCUCCAACGAUAGCAACGUGGCGGCCUACCGAUACCAUGCCCUGCGUACGACACAGAUUGGAUCCAUUUUCCGUACGACAUUCGCCUCGGCGCCCGGCGGUGGAUCCAGUCGUAUUGCCGUCGUACUUGGUGGUUGGGGCUACCUGUGCAGUAACGGUGCCGGUUGCGGCGCGACGGUUAUGAAGGAGACGCUUGGAUGGAACAGCACGGCAAGCAAGGUUGACUACUUUGGUGUCACGGGUUAUUGGUCCUGCGGUCUGGGUUCCAAUGGUGCAACCGACGUCCUUCUAACCGUUGACGCCAUGAUUGCGAAAUGCAACUCCACCCUCAACUCAACCGAAGCAGAGGCCAAAGCACUGGUCACAGCAGCCAAAUCCUACGGCGUUCCCCUCAUUUUGUACGAAGCCGGACCUUCCAUUGUUGAGUCGGCCGCCAUUUCCAACAGCGGUCAAACUGCUGGCCUGGCAACGAAGUUCGUUGCAGUCAACCGACACCCGGAGAUGUACCGACUGUAUCGCUCGUACCUUGAGGCGUACCGACGAGCGGGCCUUAUCGCUGAAGGCCGGCCUUGGAUGCAGUUCGCUAGCACUGGGCUGCCUAGCCCGUACGGCAGCUGGGGCCUGCAGGAGUAUACGGGUCAGCCUGCCUCCGAUGCGCCCAAGUACCGAGCCAUCAUGGACUGGCUAGACGCGCAAGCAACCUCGAACGCCACUACCUCCUCUCCUCCUCCUUCUCCUCCUCCUGCUUCCUCCGCCGCCGGCAACACCACCGGAGCUGCGUCCAAGCUGCUGCGCCCGCUGUGCAUGUCCCUCCGGGGCGCCGGCGGCGCCAGCGGCGGCGUUUCCGGCGGCGCUGGCGGGGGCGGGAUGUACUUGGGUGAGGGAGUCCUAUCGGGGCCCCCGGCAGUGCUGCUGCCGGCGGCGGGCCAGGUACUGGUAUCCGGCCUGACGGCAGCUGUACGGUGGUCGACGGCUGGUUGGACAAACAGUGCGUCGUCGUCGUCGGCGGCGGUUAGCAUUUCGUUGUGGAUUGAUAGCGACUGCGCCACGGAUCCGCCGCCGGCCGCGGGCGCGACGCAGCAGUUGCAGCAGCGACCGACGUCGCAGGCGAUUGCCCUAGUGACGGCGUCAUCGUCAGUGGCGGCGACGGGGCAGUAUGACUGGCGCGUGCCGUUGCCGUCGGAGGUGUCGUCACUGGCGGCGGCUUUAGCGACGGCGGCGAAUGGUACAACAGUCAAUGGCGGCAACGCGACGAAUGGUGGCGGCGCCGCCGGCGUAAGGAGGGUCGCUCGCUUCUUCCUGCGCAUCAGCGACGGCGUAACGACCAACUACUCGGAACCGUUUGACAUUCAACCACCAUUCAACUACGUGACAGGCAACUGGAGCACCUGCGAUUGCACGACCUCGCCGCCACAGCAGCGCCGUGACGUCACCUGCAUCCCCAGCCCGUCCGCUGUCGCCGUCGCCAAUUCCUCCAUUCUCGCCGCCCUCUCCGCCGCCAAUUCCGUCGCCGCCAUCUCCACCCUGAAUGUUACCCUUGGCGUCCCGCCGACGCCAACCCCAGCCUGCGGCGUCUUCUCUAACUGGAACCUAACCGCUCCCAACAUUCCAGGUGACCCGAUCUGCCAGAUUACGACAGACGGUUGUCGUACUUAUCGCACGAACAACCUAGGUACUUGGUACUAUUCCAACUUUAAGCCUGUGACGGAUUGUACGGCACAAACCAGCCCUUGGCCUCUGUCAGCUGCUGCGGCGGCGGCGCCCGUGUCGCUCAGCGUCUGUGCGGCAUUGUUGGCGGCGGCGCCGCCGCCAGCCACCCAGGCGUGUCCCGCCGCCGCCUGUCCGACGAACUGGCCGGCUCCGCUGACGUCAGCAUCCCCGUCGCCGCCGCCGCUACCAGCGCCACCUCGGUCGCCGUCGCCGUCGGCGGCGCCACUCGCCUCGAUUCCUCCGCCGUCACUCACCUCUCAAGCGUCGUCACCGCCGCCGUCACCAUCCUCAGCAUUACCAUCACCGCUACCUCCAAAACCCGCAUCCGCAAACAACCCUACCUCUGCGCCUCCGUCACCACGACCGCCGUCACCUUCAUCAGCUUUGCCUUCACCCUCACCACCACCUUCCACUUCCGCCACGAACCCCACUACCGCUGCGCCUCCGUCGCCGAAACCGCCGUCGCCCCCACGCUUCCCGACACCGCCGCCGCCAGCGCCGUACUGCACCCUCAGCAGUACGGCAACGGCGAUUGCGAACCUCAAUGCCGGCGCCGCCACAUGCAGUACGACAACAAGCGGUCAAUGUGACGACGGAACCGUUUGUACGGCAGUUGCGGAUUGCCGCCGCUGGAGCUGCGACACCGUUAGUCAGACAUUGAAGCAGGUUGCUUGUUCCGCGCUGUGCUUGCCUCGCGCACUCACGUUAACGGGUGCUAGCAUUUCAGAUGACGGACGCUCAGUGGUGGUUACGCUGUCGGCUCGGCCAGCUGCGCUAACGCGAGUGGCCGUUGGGUCGGUGUUCGACGCCGCCUCCGCAGCAUUGUUGGGCGGCGGCGGUGCGCUUUGUAGUACAACGACGUCCACGACAUCUGGAGACGCGGUGCUGACGGUGACGCUUCCCGCAAACGCUACCAUUGGGGCGGGUCAAGUUCUAUCGCUGCUGCCGUCGGGGUCAGCGCUGGUUGGGGCCCUAAACACCUCGCAAUCCUUCACCGGCAGCGUCAAGGUCGCCUCCUGCAACAACUGCGUCUCCCCUCGGGCACUCCUCUCCGGCCCCUCCACCCUCACCGCCUCCUCCUCCUCCUCAAGCACCUCCUCCAGCUCCUGCCAGAGUACGACGGGCUCCCUGCUCGCCGCCUUACUCGGUCGUCCGACCCCCACAUUCGACGCCUCCCAGUCGACCGACCCGUCGGGUCGGACCCGGUGGGCGUCAGUACGGUGGUCCGUACCUUCGUCGUACGGCACUGCUGCGGGACGAGCCGUACUGCAGGGGGCGGUGGAUCGUACGAACGCUUUGUCGGAUAUGAACUCCCGCCUGCGGCUGUCGCUCCUCAGCAGCGAAGAAGAUGCCCUGGAUGAGGCAGUGGACUUUAGGCUGCAAGUGGAACUUACCUCCUGGCUCGGAACCGCCGCCACCGCCACCGCCGGCUUCUCCAAACCCGCAGCCGCCGUCGCAGCAGCCGCGGGUGUCGUACCCGUGGUGUCCAUCGUGGGACCUGCCGUACAAACUGCCCGCAUCGGCUCCGCGCUGAGACUGAGUGCGGAGGUUGCUGGCGGCGGUUGCAAGGGCCUCACCCUCUCCUGGACUUGGAGCUCCCCUUCCGGCUGGUACGGGCUGCCGGCGGCGGGGAAGUCGGGACAGCAGCUGGUGGUGGCCGCACCCCUGCCCGCGGUUCACGGUGAGACCAUCAGCCUCAGAGUAACGGCGGCCUACAUCAACGCCUCCACUGGGGCUAGCGCAGGCGGCUCCUCAGCCUCUGCCGAUGUGCUGCUCACCGUUGUGGGCUCAGCUCCCAUUGCGACGCUUGCGGGCCCCAGCGGUGACGUGCCGGACGACUCCACACUCGUCCUGAACGCGACUGGCUCCUACGACCCGGAUGACUCCUCCGCCUCACUCACCUUCCUGUGGGACUGCAGGCGUGAUGACUACCCCACUCCCUGCUUCUCCUCGGGAGACCAAGGGGCCUUCAACGGCAACGGAGCGGUGUGGACCCUACCCUCGGGCUUGCUGACCAGUGGCAGGUGGUACACGUUCACCGUGACGGUGGUCAAGACAGUUGCUUCCGGUGCAACUCCUCUCAACUCAAGUGCUUCAGUCACCUUCCGCCCGCGUUCCACCACACAAGCCUUCCCCAGGGGAACCCUCACACGGCAAUGCAGUGCAGCCGCUUGUGCUGUACCGCACAGUGCGGAUCAAGAUCUAACGGUUUUACUACAACUGUCAUCACCGUACGACACUUCUGCUACAGCUGCUGGCAUCAGCGUCAGUUGGGCUAGCGCCGAGGCGUCGGCUGUUGCCGGACUUACGGCGGUUACUACGACUAACGGUACAUCGUACCUUCUUACCGUACCAGCAGCCGUACUGCCGUCCACUCACAGCAGCAUCUCGAUUGCGGCGAAUAUGACGGUUGUGGCAACCGGCGUUAACGGGUUUGCCGCCAUUACGAUCGCGCUCAAUGGUGCUCCGUACUGCUCCCUCGCGUCCGCCAACAACUCGGCAUGCUUGACCGUUGACUUGGUCAAUGCGACGUUCCCAACCGCUGCUGCCAAGCUAACCGCCGUCGGUUGGGCCGACAGCGAUAGCGACACUUCCGGCCAGCAACAACUGCAGUACGAGUUUGGUGUACGGCAAUCGUCGUCCGUUGGUAGCAGCAGCACUAGCGGUACGACGACCGUUGACCAGAUCCAGCAGUUGGGAUCUGCCACGUCAGCAACGAUUAUCGGGCUUCCUCAGGGUGUCGUACAAUUGUACGGAUGCGCCAUCGAUGCUUCGGGAUCACGGACAUGCGGAACCGUUAACGUAACGGUACAACCGCCACCAGCAGGUUUCGAUCCGACAUCAUCCCUCGCUGCGGUGGACGUAACUGCACUCGCACAAGCAAACGAUCAGCAAGCCCUUUUCCAAGCAGCUUACCAGAUGGCCCAAUUAAUGUCCAUUGCAACCACCAAUGACUCUUCGUCUUCCACGUCAUCAUCUUCAACUUCAUCAGCGGUUUCGGAGUUGGUUGCGAAUCGCACGGUGGCGCUGGUGCAAGCUAUCCUACUGGGGGGCGCGCUGCAAGACGCCCAACAGGCUCAGCAAGCCAUCGCCGCCAUCGCCUCCCUGGCCGCGGGCUCCGCCUCCUUGCUCCCAGACGGCGCCAAGGACAACCUCAUCUCCGCUGCGAAAUCUGCCGCUCAAACCCUCAACUCCACCACCUCUGCGACCGCCGCAACCAACUUUGUCACGCAGCUUUGCCAGCUGUUGGGAGUUGCCAUGCCAACCACCACAACCACUUCCAACAGCACCACCAGCAACAGCACCAGCAGCAAUAUCACGACUGCUUCCGGAAGGCGAUUCCGAUCGCUCCUGGACACGUCAUCCUCCUCGUCUUCAUCCAGUUCCUCAGCUCAAGCCCGGCUGCAAGACCUUGUUUCCACGUCAGAUCAAAUGGGUGAUGCCCUGGGCCGACAAGCCGUGUCAGGAGGGCCCUAUCUGGCUGCAGGAAAGACGGAUGUGUACGCUUCAGCCGCAGCCAUCCCACCCAUCUCGGCUGCUGCUGCCGGCGAUGUAUCCGCAGCAAGCAUGCAGAUCUCAGCUGGGCCCAACGCCGCGGCAGCAGGAUCUGGAUCCACCUCGAUUAGCAGCAGUAGCAGCGCAAGCAGCAACAGUACGACACGUACGACAACUGGAAGCCAU